This is a messenger RNA of Ochotona curzoniae (black-lipped pika), 4168 nucleotides long. It is a transcript of the gene RIPOR2, whose product is annotated as RHO family interacting cell polarization regulator 2. The transcript is spliced from 24 exons. NCBI's taxonomy places the organism in Eukaryota, Metazoa, Chordata, Mammalia, Lagomorpha, Ochotonidae. The record is from RefSeq and is a predicted model, not a curated record. The coding region runs from base 432 to 3737 and encodes 1101 amino acids.
UGUGAACCUCCUCUCUUUCAACGCUACCCAUUGUGUUCAAAUUCAUAAGCAAGAAAGCUAAGAGCCGUCCCCCGUCCCGCCCAUUCUCUUUAAGAAAAUAUGAAAGUUGGUGCUUUGAAACAGAAUUACACUGCACUCAAAACUUUGAGUGAUAACUGCAUUCACAUCCAACCGGAUCUGCAGUUGCUUUCCAAAAAGUUCUUUCUUCUCAGCGGUGCGAAUUAACCCACCUGGCACUCGCUCUUCUAAAAGAAGCCUGUUCCUAUGAAUGAAACUGCUUUCCUGGGGCUCAUGCGGAAGCUGCCCUCCCCGAGGGCUUGGGCAAAGCAGGCAAAGGAAGUCACCGGGGAGGGAGCGCCACGGCCGGCUGCCGGUGGAGGCUGCCCUUGGCUGGAGCUGCAGGUGCUCCGGCACUCGCUGUCCUGCCCAAGAUGCAGUCUCUGGAUGCCGAUGAACUCAUGGUGGAUGAAGAGGAUGAUAUUUUCGGUGAAGGCUGCCCUCCACUCUGGACUGAAGUCACCUGCCACAACCAUGGACUGCCAACCAAACUCCCAGACAUCAUGUUGGUAGGGUCCCAGUCCUUUUCACCAGGAGGGCCCAAUGGGAUCAUCAGAAGCCAGUCCUUCGCAGGUUUCAGCGGCCUUCAGGAAAGACGGUCCAGGUGUAACUCCUUCAUCGAAAAUUCUUCUGCUCUGAAGAAGCCACAGGCCAAACUGAAGAAAAUGCACAACCUGGGGCACAAAAACAACAGCCCUCCCAAAGAGCCUCAGCCUAAAAGGGUGGAGGAGGUUUACAGGGCUUUGAAAAGUGGACUUGAUGAGUAUCUGGAGGUUCACCAAACAGAGCUGGACAAGCUGACAGCACAGUUAAAAGAUAUGAAAAGGAACUCGCGCCUGGGUGUGUUGUAUGACCUGGACAAGCAAAUUAAAACGAUUGAAAGAUACAUGAGACGCCUGGAGUUCCACAUUAGCAAGGUGGAUGAACUCUAUGAAGCUUACUGUAUCCAGCGACGCCUCCAAGAUGGUGCCAGUAAAAUGAAGCAAGCCUUUGCCAGUUCCCCAGCCAGCAAAGCUGCCCGAGAGAGCCUUUCUGAGAUCAACCGCAGCUUCAAAGAAUACACAGAGAAUAUGUGCACCAUAGAAGCGGAGCUGGAAAACCUGCUGGGAGAAUUCUCCAUCAAAAUGAAAGGCCUGGCCGGCUUUGCUCGUCUCUGUCCCGGAGAUCAGUAUGAGAUUUUCAUGAAGUACGGCCGGCAGAGAUGGAAGCUGAAAGGCAAGAUAGAAGUCAAUGGCAAGCAGAGCUGGGAUGGAGAAGAAAUGGUUUUCGUGCCCCUGAUAGUAGGGUUCAUUUCCAUUAAGGUCACGGAGCUCAAAGGGCUCGCCACACACAUCCUGGUGGGCAGUGUGACCUGUGAGACUAAGGAGCUGUUUGCAGCCCGGCCUCAGGUGGUGGCUGUGGACAUCAAUGACCUCGGCACGAUCAAGCUGAACCUGGAGAUCACCUGGUAUCCCUUUGACGUGGAGGACACAACGUCAUCGUCGGGUGCUGCCAACAAGACAGCGGCCCUGCACAGGAGGAUGUCCAUGUACAGCCAGGGCACCCCAGAAACGCCCACUUUCAAGGAGCACUCAUUCUUUAGGUGGCUGCUCCCUUCACCAGACAAGCCCCGCCGGCUGUCUGUCCUGAGUGCCUUGCAGGACACUUUCCUUGCCAAGCUGCACCGCAGCCGCUCCUUCAGUGACCUACCCUCCCUCAGGCUCAGACCCAAGGCCGUGCUAGAGUUUUAUUCAAAUCUUCCUGACGACAUCUUUGAAAACGGCAAGGCAACCGAAGAGAAAAUGCCACUGUCUCUCAGCUUCAGCGACCUCCCCAAUGGGGACUGCACCCUCCCCUCCGGGCCGGCAGGCUCUCCCGCCAGCUCCUGUCUGCCAAACCCUGAAAUCACCAUCACCCCUGCAGAGCUCCCCCCCAGCGAGGUCCCAGAUGACAACAGCUCAGCUUCUCCCAGGAACUCUGUGGGAGAAGGCUCUGAGCCCAAGCCUUUGCUGGGGGGAGAUGCAGAGGUGCCCCAGCCACCUGAGGCUGGUGGGCAGGUGGUAGGAGCGGGAGCGGCGCCCGAGCACCUGUUCCUGGAGGACGCGGUGGCCCAGGCAUUGCUGCGAGAGUCGGAGGAAGCCUCGGAGCUCAAGCCUGUGGAACUGGAUGCAUUUGAAGGGAACAUCACCAAGCAGCUGGUCAGGAGGCUCACCUCGGCAGAAGUGCCCCUGGCCGCCGAGAGGCCAUCUUUGGAAGGCUCUGUUGGUGGAGACUCGGAAGGUCUGAGGUCCUUUCUAGAUGGCAGCCUGGAGGACGCCUUCAAUGGGCUUUUCCUGGCAUUAGAACCGCACAAAGAGCAGUAUAAAGAGUUUCAGGAUCUGAACCAAGAAGUCAUGCAUUUGGAUGAUAUUCUCAAAUGCAAGCCCGCAGGAAGCCACAGCAGGUCUUCCAGUUUCAGCCUCACAGUGGAAAGUGCUUUGGAGAGCUUUGAUUUCCUGAACACCUCUGAUUUUGAUGAGGAGGAUGGUGAUGAAGUGUGUAACGUUGGAGGAGGUGCAGACUCAGUGUUUUCUGAUACUGAGACUGAGAAAAACGGUUACAGGUCGGUUCAUCCAGAAGCCCGUGGACAUCUUAGCGAGGCCCUGACAGAAGACACCGGAGUUGGGACGAGUGUGGCAGGAAGCCCUCUGCCGCUGACCACUGGAAAUGAAAGCCUGGACAUCACCAUCGUUAGGCACCUGCAGUACUGCACCCAGCUUGUUCAGCAAAUUGUUUUCUCGAGCAAAAUCCCAUUUGUGGCAAGAAAUCUCUUAGAGAAGCUUUCAAGGCAGAUCCAAGUGAUGGAGAAGCUGGCAGCUGUCAGUGAUGAGAACAUAGGAAACAUCAGUUCUGUCAUCGAAGCCAUUCCGGAAUUUCACAAAAAGCUGUCUCUGCUGUCGUUCUGGACCAAAUGCUGCGGCCCCACCGGUGUGUACCACAGCUCGGCCGACAGGGUUGUGAAACAGCUGGAGGCCAGCUUCGCCAGGACUGUCAACAGAGAAUGCCCGGGACUGGCAGACCCAGUGUUCCGAACCCUGGUGUCGCAGAUCCUGGACAGGGCUGAGCCUCUGGUCUCGUCCAGCCUGUCCUCAGAAGUGGUCACCGUCUUCCAGUUUCACAGCUACUUCUCCAGCCAUGGAGUGAGUGACCUUGAGAGUUACCUCAGCCAGCUGGCCAGGCAAGUCUCCGUCGUCCAGGCUCUGCAGUCCCUCAGAGGCGAGAAGCUUCUGCAGACGGUGACGGACCCAGCUCCAGGCCACCUCCCUGCCCCGCAGGAAGUCCUAGGGACCCUGGCCCUGCUGCUAACUGGAGGCGACAGUGAAGUGAGCGAGGCUGUGACGCUUUACUUGGCAGCAGCUUCCAAAAAUGAGAAUUUCAGGGAAAAGGCCCUGCUCUAUUACUGUGAGGCACUGACGAAGACUAACCUGCAGCUGCAGAAGGCGGCCUGCCUUGCCCUGAAAAGCCUCCAGGCUACAGAAAGCAUUAAAAUGCUGGUGACGCUGUGUCAGUCGGACACUGAAGAGAUCAGAAGCGUGGCCUCAGAAACCCUCUUGUCCCUUGGAGAAGCUGGGCGCCUGGCCUAUGAGCAGCUGGACAAAUUUCCUCGAGAUUGUGUGAGAGUCGGCAGUCGUCACGGGGCUGAAGUUGCCACGGCCUUUUGAUCACAAGCUAACUCUGCCUGACAGCUGUCCCGGAGAAGGUGCUGCGAUCCUGCUGCAAAGGGUGCUGCAAGUGAAGAUGCGUACCCAGGUUGUCAGAAAAUUGAGCAUGUCCCCAUGAUUUCAGAGCUCUGUUCACAGGACUGGUCUAUUGUUCCUUGCGCUGACAGAAUAGGGCUAUGUCUAAUCCAACUAAUGACAUCAGUGGUGUGUCUAACAAGACUCAGUGACAGAGUCUAUCUUAUCUUAAUCUGUAUGAAACUUUCAAACAGCCAUCUUUGUACUUUUUUGGAAAUUCAAUAGGCUUGAAACUGUCAUGUGGUAUUUUCAUAUAAAUAGCCAAUGCCUUGCAGGUUUUUUUUUUUCUGUCGUGUUCUCAGGGUUGAAUGGCCCCUCUAUCUGGUUUUUACUUUAAAUAUGAAGCACACACACAC